Molecule: messenger RNA, 1725 nt
Organism: Aspergillus clavatus NRRL 1
Lineage: Eukaryota; Fungi; Ascomycota; Eurotiomycetes; Eurotiales; Aspergillaceae
Product: bifunctional C97 family peptidase/thioredoxin family protein
Exons: 3
Coding region: 1-1725 (574 amino acids)
Biological process (GO): protein modification by small protein removal
Molecular function (GO): peptidase activity
Source: RefSeq, a predicted model, not a curated record
AUGGAUGUAGAGCUCUACGUUUAUGACCUGUCGCAGUACUCCCUGGCAUUGACAGGGACACAAAUAGAUGCCAUCUACCACACCUCGAUCGUAUUGAACGGUGUCGAGUACUAUUUUGGUCAGGGAAUCCAAACCGCCAUCCCAGGCAGCACACAUCAUGGGCAACCUAUGGAGAAGCUGCAUCUUGGCAAGACUGAGCUCCCCAUCGACGUGGUUGAUGAGUAUCUCCAGUCGCUCGCCUCGAUUUACACCCCAGAAUCGUAUGACCUCUUCCUGCACAACUGCAACAACUUCACGCAGGAUCUUGCCAUGUUUCUGGUCGGCCAGAGCAUCCCCGAGCACAUCCAGAACCUGCCGCAGACCUUCCUGAGCACCCCCUUUGGGCAGAUGAUGAAGCCGCAGCUCGACCAGGCUCUGCGCGGUGUGACGCAGGCUGCAGCACCUGCGGCGCAACCACUAGCCAGGGCACCAGUCACGGCUGCAGCGCGCACGCCAGUCAGCCCCGGCAAGGUGCGCCUGGUCAGCAACCUCAGCCAGCUCGAGGACCAGCUUGCUUCAGCAACCAGCUCCUGCGCGGUCAUCUUCUUCACCUCCGCGACCUGUCCCCCAUGCAAGGCGGUCUACCCAACCUACGACGAGCUCGCAGAGGAAGUCGGCGACAAUGCGGUUCUCAUCAAGAUCGACAUCAGCACCGCCUACGACGCGAGCAGCAAGUACGAUGUGCGCGCCACCCCCACCUUCAUGACGUUCCUCAAGGGCGCCAAACUCGACGAAUGGACCGGCGCCGAUCCGGCCAAACUGCGCGGCAACGUCCGUCUCCUCGUUGAAAUGGCGCACCCUACCCACCCGCACCGCCAGCUCCCGCUCCCCGGCUUCCAGCGCACCCUCACCUCCUUCGUCACGUACAAGAAACUGCCGCCGCUGGGCAAGCUGACCCAGAAACUGCGUCCGCACGACCAGGACCCGCGCCUCACUCCGAUCCUCGACUUCAUCACCGCGCGCUUCUUCACAUCUCCCACCCCAGCAGCAGACACCCCACUCCCCAGCACCCUUCCCUCCUUCCCAGCCUACCUCGCCUCUACCCUCCCCUCCCUACCCGCCGAAAACCGCUUCGCCCUCAUCGACCUCACCCGCCUCCUCCUCCUGGACCCGCGCGCCUCCAGCUUCUUCGCCGAGCCCCCACACCAAACCCCCCUGCUACACACCAUCCUCGCCUCCCCGCUCUCCUCCCCCUACAACACACGCAUCACAACCCUCCACCUCCUUUGCAACCUCUCCCAAAACCCGCACCACCACCCCUUCCUCCUCUCCGACCCGCAAACCGUCCACCACACCACCGCCGCCCUCCUCGACCCAAACCGCACCCUCCGCACCGUCGCCGCGUCCCUCGCGCACAACCUCGCCGCGGCAAACCACAACGCGCGCUUCGCCGCCGGAGGCGCACCGGAUCAGGAUCCCCUCCCUGAGGAGGCGCAGGUCGAGCUCACGGCCUCGCUGGUCGAGGCGAUCGCGCGCGAGGAAGGGAGUCCCGACUCGCUGCGCGGGAUGUUGCUUGCGCUAGGUCUGUUGGCGUACGAGGCGCCGGUUGAGGGGGCGGUGCUGGAUCUGUGUCGGGCGAUGGGGGUGGCGGAGACGGUGAGGGCGAAGGCAAAGGCGAAGGGGAAGACGAAGGAGGAGGUGGGGUUGAUCGAGGAGGUUGGGGUGUUAUUGGAAAGGGGGUUGUAG